CCAUGGUGCGCACAGAAGGACCCAGGAGUCUUUACAGUGGACUGGUGGCAGGACUCCAGAGGCAGAUGAGCUUCGCCUCUGUYCGCAUUGGCCUCUACGACUCUGUAAAGCAGUUCUACAMCCGAGGCUCUGAGCGUAAGUAUCUGUGAAUGUGUUUUUAUUGUUGGUCUAGUUGUGAAAGUCCUGCGAMAAUCACCUCYCUCUWCUCUGGUUCAGAUGUAGGCAUYRGCAYUCRRCUGCUUGCGGGAUSUACCACAGGUGCCAUGGCGGUUGUGUUAGCUCAGCCCACAGAUGUGGUGAAAGUCCGCUUCCAGGCACAGGCCAGGUCCACUGGGCUCGCCAGACGCUACUGUAGCACCAUAGAUGCUUACAGGACCAUUGCUAGGGAAGAAGGCAUUCGUGGCCUAUGGAAAGGUACAGCUCCAAACAUUGUACGGAACGCGACAGUCAACUGCACAGAACUGGUGACGUACGACUUCAUCAAGGAUACACUUCUAAAGUCCACGCCCCUGACAGACAACCUGCCCUGCCACUUUCUAUCAGCCUUCGGUGCAGGGUUAUGCACGACAGUCAUCGCUUCGCCUGUCGAUGUGGUCAAGACAAGAUAUAUGAACUCUUCUCUUGGCCAGUACAGAAGCACCCUCAACUGUGCUGCUACCAUGAUGACCAAAGAAGGACCACUUGCCUUUUAUAAGGGGUUCAUGCCCUCUUUCUUACGCCUGGGCUCCUGGAACGUGGUGAUGUUCGUGACAUACGAGCAGCUGAAACGGGCCAUGAUGGCAGCAAAUCACAACUGCACAACAAUUCUGUGAUUGCUGCCCGGCGGAAGGCUGAUGUUGUUGCUGAGAGAUUAUGUUUACCGAUUUCUUUGCCUUUUGUUUCCUCCUUUGUGUUUAUUGACUCAAAGUGUCAAUGUUAUCUUGUACAAAUUGCU
Paralichthys olivaceus (Japanese flounder) is the source of this 934-nucleotide messenger RNA. Lineage: Eukaryota; Metazoa; Chordata; Actinopteri; Pleuronectiformes; Paralichthyidae. The record is from RefSeq and is a predicted model, not a curated record.